Molecule: messenger RNA, 1908 nt
Organism: Styela clava
Lineage: Eukaryota; Metazoa; Chordata; Ascidiacea; Stolidobranchia; Styelidae
Source: RefSeq, a predicted model, not a curated record
UUUGCAGUUAGCCUUGAGUUUUACUAUUUCAACAUUAUUCAAACAUGGAAGUAGAACGAACAAUCCCGAUGGAUAAGAAUGCUCAUGAUGCUGAGUUAUUGGAGAAUUUGAACAGAAUGAGGGAGAACAAAAUGUUCUGUGAUUUUCUCAUAAAAGUUGGAUCUGAAGAAAUUCCAGUUCAUAAAAAUGUAGUCUCAGCUGGAUCUGAUUAUUUUGGGGCAAUGCUGUCUCAUGAUACAAAAGAAAGUCAGGCAGGCGUCGUCAACAUAAAGGAAUCGAGUCCAGUUUGUGUUAAAAAAUGCAUUGAUUUCAUUUACACUGGGACAGGAGCUGUAGCUGAUGAGAAUCGGGAAGAGUUAAUGCUCGUUGCUCAUAUGAUGCAAUUGCAAAGGCUUUGUGAUGGAAUUGCUGUUUUUCUUGCCGAUGACUUGGGAUCCGAAUCAUUUGUUUCAACGCAAAGAAUUGCUAGCAUGUUCAACUGUGUAAAUUUGAAAGAGCAUUGCAAUGCAUUUGCUCUGGAAAACUUUUGCUCAGUUGUACUUUCUAAAGAUUUCAAGCUCCUUGAAGACGAUUACAUUCGCUUUCUGAUGAAAGCUGAGAAUGUGAAGGCCUCCACUCCUGACAAAUGCAAAGCAUUGAUCACAUGGACUCAGCAUGAACCGGACAAUCGUGCCAAGUUUUUUGAAGAAAUUUUCAAAUCGUUUGAUUUCUCAAAACUAUCGGUCGAAUACAUGACAUAUCUCGUGAAAAAUGAGCCUUUGGUUUCCAACUCUCUAUUCUGUGUGAAGUUACUAUUUUUCCACAAAGGAGCAAAUGUGCGGGAUAAAGAUCAUACUAUAAUGACAGUGGGUCCUGACAACAAAGAAAACAAUGUUAUUGCUGUGUUUGAUCAAUCAUUAAAGUCUAUUCAAUGCUUCAGUCCUGAGAAGAACACCUGGACAAAAUUGCAGAACAUCACUACUGAAAUUGCAAAAACAAAAUUUCGUGCUGUUGUUCUUGGAAAUGAUAUUUAUGUGCUCAUGUAUGAUAGAAGAAAUUAUCGUUUAGUAAACUAUGGUGAUACAUCAGCAACUUGGGAAAGGUUAGAAGAUCGUUCGAAUGAUGGCAGACUGCAAGCAGUAACAUUGAAUGGUUUGAUUUAUGCCUUCGAUGAUUCUUCUAAUUCAAGCAAAGCUGUUGAAAAGUAUCAACUUUCAAACGACUCAUGGGUUCAUUUGAUAGAUAAACCAGUACCAGCUAGGGAAUGUGCAGUUGUUGCUACGGAGGGCUUCAUUUACUGUAUUGGCGGAUAUGUUGGAUAUUCUCCUUCUCUUUCUGAUAAUUUGAAACUUGAUCCAGUUAUUCCAAAGUGGCACACUUUGCCCAGCAUGCCGUCUGGGAGAUAUUCCGCAUCAGCUGUGGCGUUUGAUCAAAAGAUUCAUGUUUUGGGAGGGACUCCAUGGACAUGUGCACUUGCUACAGUGAUUUGUUUUGACAUCAAGUCUGAAACUUGGACAUCAGUGGCCAAUAUGAACCUUGCAAGAUUUAACUUAGGAUCGUGCAUUUUGGGAGAUAAAAUAUAUGUUAUUGGCGGGGCGAACAGUAACGAUACUAUCGAAGAGUACGAUCAUCCUACAAAUACAUGGAAAGUUGUUGGAAGCCUAUCAGGAAAAAAUGUUUAUCCAGAUACUUCAGUUGCUUUAUGUUUACCAACUUAGCAAUGUUUGAUUUCUGUGAAACUCAUCUGGACCAAUGUUGAAAUCAGUUUCUUCGUUUGUAUUGUCAGAAUAUGUAGAUAUUGUAAUAAUUUUAUCGAAACAAAAAAUAUCUAAUUAUUAUCUCUACUGUUACUGGAAACUAGAUUUAACCUAGUGGUUGCCAACUUUUUUUCCCCUCUCUUGCCUAUUUUUGUACUCUUUAUUCUUCCCU